AUGGUGUUCCAUUCCAGGAAUUUAAGCAGAAAACGUUACCGUCGGCAAAAUACUUUGAUGACCAGCGCUUGCUACACUUGGUACAUACCUGGCGAAAAGGACGACCAAACUGUUUAUGAGAGAGCGAAAAUUUUGGUUCAGAAAGCAAUGAGCACGGGUGUGGCAGUUUUUGAUAGCAACCCUCCGAGCCAAUCUCAGUCCCGCAAGAUCGAUGCUAUCCUUGUGGAGGACAACAUAGAAAAAGCACCAGAGAUACCAGCAACAACGACAUUAUUUCAUGAGAGCCAACACAAUCCAUUACCGUCGCACGGCCCGGCUGACAUUCAGUCAGAGACUGUCGAAGUCUCUGAAGCUAUAAUUAUCAGUGUAUCUAAGAAGAGCAUGAUUUAG
Molecule: messenger RNA, 390 nt
Organism: Cooperia oncophora
Lineage: Eukaryota; Metazoa; Nematoda; Chromadorea; Rhabditida; Trichostrongylidae
Source: the annotation of a GenBank genome assembly